AUGAAGAUCGCGGUGCUGGGAGCCACUGGUCAGACUGGACAGCAGCUGGUCCAACAGGCUCUGCAGCAGGGCCACUGCGUCACUGCUGUGGUCAGGAACCCCGCCAAACUCACCGUGCAUCAUGACAACCUCAAGGUGGUGGAGGCAAACAUAUUCUCCGCUGACAGCCUUAAGGAGCCUCUGACAGGGCAGGAUGUGGUCAUGUCGUGCCUCGGCUUCCCCACCUCCUUCAUGUCUGCAGUGACCGGGUACACUCUGUCCAUGCACGCCACGGUCAGGGCCAUGAGGGACGCCAAGGUCAGCAGACUCAUCACCAUGACGUCCUGGUACACCGAGCCGACCUCUGGGGCUCAGUCGUCGUACAUGAUCCGCUUUCUGUUGUUGCCGAUGAUUCGCAGUGUUCUCACCAACAUGUUCCAGAUGGAGCAGUUUCUGCAAAAGAACAAUGACAUUGACUGGACUGUGGUUCGUCCACCUGGGCUGAAAAACCAGCCCGCUUCAGCGCUGGAGUUCCUGACCCAUGAAGGCUACUUUGUACCAGACGGCAGUGGGGCCCCUGUGGGCAGCUCGGUGGCCCGAGGGGACGUGGCCCGGUUCAUGCUCUCACUGCUUAAUAAUAACGCCUGGAUCAAGAAGGGAGUGGCCAUCACCACCAAAUAA
This is a messenger RNA of Knipowitschia caucasica, 660 nucleotides long. Lineage: Eukaryota; Metazoa; Chordata; Actinopteri; Gobiiformes; Gobiidae. The record is from the annotation of a GenBank genome assembly.